Molecule: messenger RNA, 4534 nt
Organism: Cydia strobilella
Lineage: Eukaryota; Metazoa; Arthropoda; Insecta; Lepidoptera; Tortricidae
Gene: Eogt
Product: EGF domain-specific O-linked N-acetylglucosamine transferase
Exons: 8
Coding region: 143-1705 (520 amino acids)
Cellular component (GO): endoplasmic reticulum lumen
Molecular function (GO): protein O-acetylglucosaminyltransferase activity
Source: RefSeq, a predicted model, not a curated record
AGUACACAAUAAACAUAACCUUAACCUUUGUUGUAUAAACAUGAACGGUUUUGUCGUUAUUAAUUAAUGAAGUAAGGUGUCUUCGUGAAUGAUAUAAGUACUUAUUCACAUAGGAGAUAUAUAGCUAACAAACGCUGCAACCAUGUUUGUAAUAUUAUGUCUGUGUUUGUUAAAUCUUCGUGCAACUAACUCUAUUAACUUAAAGGACUUAAAUAUACCAGCAGAACAUCUUCCUUAUGUUUUUAAUUCAUAUCCUAACAUUGCCAAAUCGUGUGCUGAAGAUCUGCAAUGCCCCUACAAAGCACUAGCUGAAAUUAAAGCUUGUUGGGGUUAUGAGGCUACUUGUGAAAGAAGUAAUUCAUAUCAUGUUAGACCACGAUGUCCUGGCGAUCAUCGAGGUUGGGUGAAAACGAAAGAGGCGCAAUAUGAGACUUUUUUUACCCAAGCGGAUUUCGGCUAUAUUAAGGAGCAAAUCAGUGAACUGAUGGUGAUGUGUGAACCGUCAUAUCCACAUGAUUCAUCCUUGGAAUGCUCAAAGUAUUUAAGGUUUUGUAGGGGCCGGAACCUGAUGCUCAAUUUCACUGGGCUAAUUGGCCGGGGGGAUAAUCUGCGUUACAAGUCUGACAUCCUUGGUCCUGGACAAAUAGGUGGAUAUUGCAAGUUCUACUCGGACAGACUGAAGAAAGAAGCGGAGCAUUUCAGCCAACUACAGUCAUGGGCUUCCGAGCUCCAAAAUUUCGUGAGAACGCCUUCCAGACCCGUGGUUGAUGGGUUAUGUGACGUUACUAUUGAAAAACCGACUUAUAUUAUGAAACUGGACGCAACUGUCAACAUGUAUCACCACUUCUGUGACUUCUUCAAUUUAUAUGCAUCACUUCAUGUCAACUCUACUCACGCGUCCACUUUCUCAAGGGACAACCACAUUCUAGUUUGGGAGACAUUUACAUAUGGUUCAGCGUUUCAAGAUACAUUUAAAGCCUUCACAGUCAACCCUAUAUGGGACUUGAAGAAAUUCAGAGGGAAAGUGGUGUGUUUUAAAAAUGUUGUGUUCCCUCUUCUGCCCAGAAUGAUUUUUGGUUUAUACUACAAUACUCCUUUGAUAUAUGGCUGUGAACGAAGUGGAUUAUUCCACGCAUUUACAAAACAUAUUCUACAUUCCUUCGAUAUAAAGUCUGAUAUUAGAGAAAAUGAUAAAGUAAGAGUCACACUUUUGUCCCGAGGGACCACCUAUAGAACUAUAUUAAAUGAAAAGGAAAUAGUGGAGGCAUUGCUCAAAGUGAAAGGAUAUCACGUGCAACGAGUUGUGUAUGACAGGACUGUGCCCUUCGCUGAGCAGUUGGAAAUAACUCAUAACACAGAUGUGUUUAUUGGCAUGCAUGGGGCCGGUCUUACUCACCUUCUCUUCUUACCUGACUGGGCUGCUGCUUUUGAAGUCUACAAUUGCGAAGAUCCAAACUGUUACGCAGAUCUGGCGCGGCUGCGAGGACUUAAGUAUGUCACUUGGCGGGACAAAACGAAGCUUGUUCAACAAGACCAGGGCCAUGGACCAGGCGGUGGAUCACACGCGAAGUUCACCAAUUACUCGUUCGAUGUCGAGGAGUUCCUGCGACUGGUAGAAGAAUGUGCGGCCUACGUAAGAGAGAGACAGGACUUUAAGAACUUUAUUGAAGCUUCCGCAGAAAAGAGAAAGCAUGAAGAGCUGUGAUCGGUUUUUAGAUUAGACAAUUUUUUAACUAAAAUGUAUGUAUUAGGUUAUUAACUCGACAGUGAACGAACUCAUAUACUAAUAUUUAAUGAUGUAAUGUGAUAAAAAGUUGUUACUGUUGUUAUUAACAGGAAAAUGGUUGAAUGAAUCUCAUGUCGCACUUAGAUCUUUUAUACGUACCUACUACACGAAAACACAUUAUUUUCUCGCCCCGGCCACAAAAAUUAGGGUUUAGUAUUUUUAGGACUAUGUGUCUGUGUCUUUUUUGGAAAGCGCUCAUUUUUACUUACCUACAUAGGUAUUUGCUGUACCUAGUGUUUAAAUUAAACAUUAAAAUGCAUUUUUGCACUUGCAUCCGUCCAUCCAAGGAAUUGUUUUUUGUUAGUACUUGUUUUGUAUUUUUUUAUUUAGGUACGUAUGUUUUUUCGUUAGAAUUAGAACAUAUUGCUGCUUAAUAUACAAUUUAUAUUUAAGGUUAAGGUAAUGACAAAGGGGUGAAGAAGUUUUAAUUACUUUUAUAACCAGUAAUCGGAGUUGACAGAUUCGAUAAGAUAAUAUUAUUCUAUACAUUGUGUAAAUUGUUUCACAGCGGUUGAGAAAUGAUAUUUACGGAAAUGCAAAUAAGAAGACACUAUUAAACAUGUUUUUUUUUUCCUUUUAAUUAUUAUAAUCAGCUAAAUAUAAUUAACCGGAUUAAUUAUAACUUCCCUAUCCUGUUCUCAAUUGCAACAAUCCCCGUCUGACGUUUGAUAAAAAGUUGCUGAUUUGACUGGGGGUUAGUAGAUACCUUACUGAGAACUUGAAAUAAUUGAUACUAUGUGCACGUGCACAUUUCACCUCAUGGACGUUAAAUUAAUUUUUCACAUCACCUAUUCGAAAAGGGAACUUUUCUUCCCUGCUAGGAGGGAUCAAAGUGGCACUUUUCUGUUCAAGGACAUUUUGUUGCCAGUAUGAAAUAUUGACACAAAGACAUAUGAAAUUAGUAUGCAUAUAAUCGAUUACAAUUUCUUUAUAAUCGAUUACGUGCAUACAAUUUUUCUAACUUAGAUAAUAUUUUGUUGUAAAUGUGAACAAUAAAUGUAAUUAACGUAUUUUAAAUUAAUUAAUAUCAUAUUUAAAUUAAGUAAUUAGCGUAAUAUUAUAAAGAAACGUAAAAAAACUUUAGUUUAAUAAUUUAAUUUUUAUUUUGACAUUUUAGGUCUCCUUAAACGCAGCCAUACUUGUCUAUGCAAUUUAAAAAGUCUAUAUUUAAAAAGUUUUGUACAAAUAAUUCACAAAGCAUUAUGCGGUUCUGUAUUCUGUAUAAAUUUGUAAAUACUUAGUUUAAAUCAAUAAUAAUAGGCCUUUUCAUCUGUGUCAGAUGUUUUAAGCAGCAUCCCGGUAACGACACUAAUAAUAAUAAAUAUAAGUGAUAUCAGUCUUCAUAGUGUUCUUCCGAAGAUUUUUGUUCAAAGGGGUAAGAGCUAGUUUGUUAUCAGAAAAAUCUACAAAAAUAAUGUACUUGAUUUUCAUUGUAUCAUUUUAGUUGUUUGCUGCUGUUUUUGAAAAGAUAUUAGGUACAUAAUUAUGAGCUGUAGGUACUUUUAAUUUGUCAGUACAGUCACGUCUGAAAAUAUCGAUACGGACAAAGUGCCUGAAGUAAUAUGUACCUAUACUAAGGUCAUGUAUACAUAUUUUUGGCACUUUGUCCGUAUCGAUCUUUGCUUAAAAAAAUAAUGUUUUAAAAUCUAAUAUAUGUAUGUAAUUUCCUAAUAGGUGAUGUGAAAAGCAGUAUGUGUCACAUGGUAGCAAAAUUAUUUUCACCUUGGGCGUUAACACUUGAAUCCCUCACUACGCUCAGGAUUCUAUGUUAGAAUCCCUCGCUACGCUCAGGAUUCUAUUAUAGAAUCCUUCGCUUCGUUUAGGAUUCAAUUGUACGCCCUCGCCGUAAAUAUGUCAUUUUGCUCCCUUGUGACACAAUCUACUACUGUCGAUUCCAAACACUGCACAUAAUAACUAAGUAAUAACAUUCUUAUUUCCUAAUAUCUGUGAUAAAAUAUUUUAAUUAUUUUCUGUUGGUAAUAGGUACUACUUAAUAGACAAGUAAAAAACACAAUUUCUUACUUAGGUACGUAAUGUUUAACAGCAAUGAUUAAGUUUUCAUUUUUAGGGUUCCGUACCCAAAGGGUAAAAACGGGACCCUAUUACUAAGACUCCGCUGUCCGUCUGUUCGUCUGUCACCAGGCUGUAUCUCAUGAACCGUGAUAGCUAGACAGUUGAAAUUUUCACAGAUGAUGUAAUUCUGUUGCCGCUAUAACAACAAAUUUAUACUAAAAACAGAACAAUGUAAAUAUUUAAAUGGGGCUCCCAUACAACAAACGUGAUUUUUUUGCUGUUUUUUUUUCGUAAUGGUACGGAACCCUUCGUGUUCGAGUCCGACUCGCACUUGGCCGGUUUUUCCUUUUAUACUUACUGUGGUUUUUGCUCGCGUCUUCAUUUGCGCAGAAUUCUAUAUUGGGCGCUUUUAGAAGACCACGAUGAAAUAUUGAGGCGCUCAUUCGCGUUUAAGUUUAAAUACAACGUUCUAUGCCCAUAUUCAUUCGGAUCCGUUCAGUUGAGCUUUGCUUUUGCUUUCAGUUUUGCUUUACAAAAGUAACAAACACGCAGUAAUUAUUUCGCCCACACUGUUAACUUUACAUCGGUGGACCUUAUGCCUUUUGUAGUAUUGCUGUUUGUACCUACCUAAGGUACCCAAUAAUAGGGCUGUUGACACAUGUUGAAUUUUAUAACUAAAUCUAGUUAAUAGAUAGAAAAUGAGCAACUUAUAACAAUAAAUUGGAGACUUGAAAA